Culex quinquefasciatus (southern house mosquito) is the source of this 980-nucleotide messenger RNA. Its product is annotated as mitochondrial arginine transporter BAC2. The transcript has 6 exons. Gene Ontology annotation, cellular component: mitochondrion. NCBI's taxonomy places the organism in Eukaryota, Metazoa, Arthropoda, Insecta, Diptera, Culicidae. Gene Ontology annotation, biological process: mitochondrial L-ornithine transmembrane transport. The coding region runs from base 56 to 955 and encodes 299 amino acids. Gene Ontology annotation, molecular function: high-affinity L-arginine transmembrane transporter activity. The record is from RefSeq and is a predicted model, not a curated record.
CUGGUGAGCGGAUCGCAGAAACCCGUGCGACACCUUCGGGUGAUCCCAACCCGCCAUGAAACUGAUUACGUGUGACUUCAUUUCCGGCUGCUUCGGAGGUGGCUGCGGCGUUCUGCUAGGACAUCCACUAGAUACAAUCAAAACUUGGCAACAGUUCUCGAACAACCGAAUCAGUACAUCGAUGUACAACAUCAUCACGCGUCACAACGGGCUAAAAGGCUUCUAUCGGGGCAUGUUCUUUCCACUCCUAACCAACGGUGCCCUCAAUUCCGUUGUCUUUGCCGUCUACGGCCAACACAUGAGAACCCUUCAGGAAUCGUGUAAAACGAAGAGUUUACGUGAGCGUGAGUGGCGAAUGCACGUCAUGAUUGCCGGAUCGGUGGCCGGUGCGACACAGGUCAUGCUCGGCUGUCCCGUCGAGGUGGUCAAAGUGAGGAUACAAACGUUGCAGUUCGUCGGUCAUCCGUGGCACUGCCUGCGGGAAAUAAUCUUCCAGGAGGGCAUCUGGGGCCUGUAUCGCGGAAUAACGCCCAUGAUGUGGCGGGACGUGCUGCCGUACGGGGUUUACAUGCUCGUGUACGAGUACAUGCUCGGGAUCGAAGACCGACUGCACCGGAUGAAGCUGGACCGGCAGGCCGGUGCCAGUGGCGUCGGCAGCACGUACGAAGCGUCGGUGAUUGCGACGGCCGGAGCGACGGCGGGGGUGAUUUCGUGGCUGUUUAUUGUCCCCUUCGACGUGGUCAAGACGGUCAUGCAGACGGAAACGGAUCCCACGGUGCACAAGAGCAUGAUGCACUGCUUUCGGGGGUUGGUUGAGCGGCACGGCUGGCGGUCACUGUUCCGCGGCAGCAGCAUGGUCAUAGCCCGAGCGGCACCGGUCAACUCGGCCACCUUCCUGGGCUACGAGUGGUGUCUGGGCAAGUGUCACCAAUACUUUACAAUUGAUAGUACGUGAUAAUAAAUACAGUCAGGCUUGAAAA